Molecule: messenger RNA, 727 nt
Organism: Centruroides sculpturatus (bark scorpion)
Lineage: Eukaryota; Metazoa; Arthropoda; Arachnida; Scorpiones; Buthidae
Exons: 2
Coding region: 142-648 (168 amino acids)
Source: RefSeq, a predicted model, not a curated record
AUUGAUACGAGUAAUCUCGAGAAAGAAUGACACGAUAUCGACAUUAUUUUCAAAAAAGUAAAGGUUCCUAAAUACAUUUUUUUCCUCUAAAAAGCAAGCAUACUUCAGAAGAAAAGGAUAGGUAGAUAAAAAUGGUCGAUAAUGGUUUAUAUUUAUAUAAUAACAGUUGCUCUAGCAGUGAUUUUCUUUGCUUUCUGCUGUUUUCGUUGUUGUUUCUCCCGUCGAGACACUGGAAUUUCUGGAAGUGAAAGUUCGCUAUCAUCUGAAAGUUCACUCGAUUCUAUGGAAUCCGAACAAAGCAGUCAGUCUUUUAAUAUAAUAGUAAAUGUUCCUCAUUCUUUAGCUUUACCAGAAUAUACUCGAGUUGCUGAAGAACAACAACAACAUUCUUCCCCCCGUUGCCUUACAACAGAGGAAGAGACAUUGCAUUUUGUUCCUAAGGAAGAACAUUUGCAUCCGCCACAACAUUCUCAGCGUACAAAACCAAUUUUACCUACAAUUUUUCAUUCAGACAGAGCCUUAAAUUCUCCUCCUUUUGCUCCUUCUCCGUACGAAUCAUCUUAUAAUUUUAUAUUAAACUGGAUUCAUCAGACUUUUCCAUACGUGUCAUCUAGACAUGUAUUGAAUAGAACUCAUCAAACGUUGUAAAACUGUAUUUAAUACUUUAAUCAGCCAAACUUUUGUAAUACGUUUAACUAAAUAUUGAAUAAUAAUCUUUUUAUUCUUA